Molecule: messenger RNA, 3057 nt
Organism: Xiphophorus couchianus (Monterrey platyfish)
Lineage: Eukaryota; Metazoa; Chordata; Actinopteri; Cyprinodontiformes; Poeciliidae
Gene: gpr37a
Product: G protein-coupled receptor 37a
Exons: 2
Coding region: 293-1954 (553 amino acids)
Biological process (GO): adenylate cyclase-inhibiting G protein-coupled receptor signaling pathway; positive regulation of MAPK cascade
Cellular component (GO): plasma membrane; signaling receptor complex
Molecular function (GO): prosaposin receptor activity; G protein-coupled peptide receptor activity
Source: RefSeq, a predicted model, not a curated record
CGGUCCCCAGACUCUCUCCUUCCCUUGCCGGGCCUUUUCUCUCCGCCUCAGAGCUUCGUGAGGUGGAACUUUUCAAACUUCGGGGCUCUUCAGUCGUACGAGCGGUGACCUCUGUGUCAGCACAUCGGCUCCCCGCACAGAUCCUAGUCUGCCCGGGAGUCGGGAGUUGACCCUGGUAGCGCUGCUCAUAUUCCUAGAAGCUCAAGACCUCUUUGACCUGACAGCACAGUCUUGAGAUGGACCGAGCAUCGUGGCGCUGCCCGAACCCCCCCUCUGUUUAAGCCGAACCACCAUGCUGCCUCAGCGGCUCCUCUGCUUGGUGCUGUGGAGUAACAUCGGUGCCGCUCCGCUCCGCCGGCACCAAGGCUCGCGUCCCGGUCCUCACAGUGAAGCUACCACCCCCGAGAGGAAUGCGCUGAGCAGGUCGUGCCCCCCCCAAAUACCCAGCCGUGUAGCCGUGUUUCCCCCGCUGGGCCCGGAACUAGCCAAGCUACAAGGAGCGCUGCGCCAACUCUCUGUGCGUAAACGUUCUGCACUACAUGGACAUUUACGCACACAGGAGAGCAUGCGAAAAACCCAAUGUACUGUGGAAGUAGGGCUAAAAAAAAACGGGCAAGGACUUAAAUGCGGGAUCAGAACCGAUGAGAAGGAUCCGAGGUCCAAUCAGAACCGGAGGAGGCGAAGCGAGCCGCUGUUGGAGGCACCGGUCGCUAUGGCGCAGGAGCGGGACCCCCUUUUCCCAUUGAUAUUCAACAGCAGCAACUAUGAGGAGGAGGUGGAUUACUCCCUGCCGGACACUCCUGACACCACGCCGUUUGGACCAGGGAACCCGCGGACCAGACGCAAGCAGAUGAAGAACCCAUUUUAUCCCCUCACUGCCGCGUCCUACGGAGCCUGGGCGGUGCUGCUGGUGGCCGCCUUCAUCUUCAGCGUAGGCAUCAUCGGGAACGUGGCACUCAUGUGUAUUGUGUGCCACAACUACUACAUGAGGAGCAUCUCCAAUUCCCUGCUGGCAAACCUUGCGCUCUGGGAUUUCAUCGUUGUCUUCUUCUGCCUGCCACUCGUGGUUUUCCACAAGCUCACCAAGAACUGGCUGCUGGGAGAGUUCUCCUGCAGGAUCGUCCCCUACCUGGAGGUGGCGUCUCUCGGGGUCACCACCUUCACACUGUGCGCUCUGUGCAUCGACCGUUUUCGUGCAGCCACCAAUGUGAAGAUGUACUAUGAGAUGAUUGAGAACUGGGCAUCUACCACGGCCAAGCUGGCAGUCAUUUGGGUUGGAGCGUUGCUGCUGGCUUUACCUGAGCUGCUCAUCCGACAGCUGGUGACAGAGGACAGUGACGCCCCCGAUGUGACGCCCUAUGAACAUUGUGCGGUUCAGAUCUCAACUGAGCUCCCAGACACUCUGUACAUCCUGGGGCUGACCUAUGACAGUGCACGCCUCUGGUGGUACUUUGGCUGCUACUUCUGCCUGCCAACGCUGUUCACCAUCUGCAGCUCACUGGUCACUGCCAGAAAGAUUCUUCACGCUGAGCGAGCUUGCGUACGAGGGAGCAAGAAGCAAAUCCAGCUGGAAAGCCAGAUGAACUGUGCUGUGGUGGCCUUGGCCAUCCUUUAUGGCUUCUGCAUCAUCCCUGAGAACAUCUGCAACAUCAUCACAAUGUACAUGGCGGCUGGCAUUCCCAGGGAGACCCUGGACAUCCUGCAUCUGGUCAGCCAGCUGUUGCUGUUCUGCAAGUCUGCAGGGACCCCUGUGCUGCUGUUCUGUCUGUGCCAACCAUUCACCAGAGCCUUUCUGGACUGCUGCUGCUGCUGCUGCGAGGAGUGCAGCCCACCCCACAACAGAGAAGUUGAAAAUGAAUGUCCCACAGCUGAGCUGGAGCUCUCACCAUUUAGCACCAUCCACAGAGAGCCCUCCACCUCCACUGCUUACUCUGCUGUGGGGACACACUGUUGAGAUCAGCGCUGACUGCAUGACUGAACGGCUCCAAGCUGUUUCAUUCUGAGACCCCAAAUGUUCAACUUGAUGCCAGCUGACAGACUCAUAACAAAAAUGUCUGUCCAUCUGGUGUUUGCUGAAAUCAGUGGUUGAAUUCAAUAAUGGCACAAAUAUAUGAAACCUUUUUUUUUUAAUAAUAGAAGGUUUCUGUUAUUUUUUCAAGGUAUUGCCAUCCUUGUAGCAUCAUACUUUUUACAUGUCUAAUAGCCUACUAGAAGCAAUAAAUCUCAGAAUGUGUAAUCUUAAAUCAUUGCUAUGGAAAGACAGCCUACCUGCAGCCUGUUUUGAUGUCUUUGGAGAGAAAAUAUGAAAGGGGCAGUAUUAGGUCAAAUCAGACUUUUUUGAGCUUUACAUUAUGUAUUAAUGUUUUUCCUUAUCAAAAACACACCCGGAAUGUUGCUUUGAAUAUUUCAUGCCUGUUUGAGUAAUCCUUUAAUAUCUGUGGCAACUGCCUUUGAGACGCAUCUCCUCCCUGGAGCUGCAGUCUCCAGCUGAGAUUCCCCCUCAUCAUUUUCUUAAAAGAAUCCAGUCAGUAUGAGUUAAUUUAGUAUUUUUACAGCUUUUGCUUGUAUUCUUUAUUACAUUUUACCAGUCAUAACCUCUAUAUAUUUAUCAAGGCACAAAAAUACUCAAUAUGGCUGUAAAUAAAAGAAGUGUAAAAAGGAUUCAUUUAUGUUAGCAUAAUAGUUGUUUUCUGAUGUUGUAAAUCAGCAUUUGAAUGGAUUUGAGUACUUCCAUUUUACUUUUACAUUGAAAUAUUGGAAGUUUUUUUUUUUUUGUCAUUUUAAACUUUAGUUUGGAUAUAAGUAGUACCUUUUUUUCACCAGUGUUUUAGAAAGGAGAAAAUAAAUAAACAGGAACACCACUAAAAGAAAAAAAUAUUGUUUCUUCUGUUUUUGCAUCUUUGUCACACUGAUUUUUCAGAUUAUCACGUGAAUUUUAGUAUCAAAGAUAAUCCAACAAUGAGUUUUGUUAUAAUGAGUUUACUUACUACAGAAAAAAAUUAUUAAAACAAACUUGACCUCAUACAAAAAUAAAAUUUGUCUUGUUUUUAAAUCAUG